Molecule: messenger RNA, 1096 nt
Organism: Salvia hispanica
Lineage: Eukaryota; Viridiplantae; Streptophyta; Magnoliopsida; Lamiales; Lamiaceae
Product: cyclin-dependent kinase inhibitor 3-like
Biological process (GO): negative regulation of cyclin-dependent protein serine/threonine kinase activity
Cellular component (GO): nucleus
Molecular function (GO): cyclin-dependent protein serine/threonine kinase inhibitor activity
Source: RefSeq, a predicted model, not a curated record
UCUUCAACCCUAACUCUCAUUUCUUCCCCUCUCUCUCUCUCUUCUCUCUCUCUCUGUUUCACAGAGACACAUGAAAUCACCCGUCACUUCGCACCAAACUUCUUUGUAGCAGCAGAUUAUGGGGAAAUACAUGCGGAAGCCCAAAUCCACCAGAGACCUCGACGUAUCUCACUCUCCCCUCGGCGUCCGUACCCGCGCCAGAACCCUAGCCCUCCAGCGCCUCAAUUCCUCCGCCGCCGAUUACCUCCAGCUCCGCUCCCGCCGCCUCCAGAAGCCGCCGCUCCUCAAGCAAUACCUCCAGGAUUCCCCCAAAAUUACACCUCCUCCUAAACAGGGCUUCGUUUGUACAGAUGGUGAAAACCCCCAAAUUGGAGGCUCGACGCCAGAGAUUCCGGAUUCUCCAAUUGAGCCCGCCAAGGGAGUUUCCGAGUGGCUGAGUGGGAGCUCGCGAAUUGGGGAUUCGGAGAUUGAGGCGUCUUUUGGUGAAAAUGAUUUGGAUACGGAAUCUCGAGAUAGGUGCACCAGAGAAAGCACCCCUUGUAGUAUGAUCAGAGCUGCUGACAGUACCACAGCACCCGGGUCUUCAACAAAGCAAAGAAGUCCCAGUGUUUCCAAUCAAAGGCCCGAAAAUGCACGUAUAAAUAUACCCACAGCUCGCGAGAUGGAGGAGUUUUUUUCCCAUGCAGAGCAGCCGCAAGAACGCCUCUUCAUGGAAAAGUAUAAUUUCGACAUUGUUAAUGAUUUGCCCCUCCCAGGCCGUUAUGAGUGGGUAAGAGUGAUGCCGUGAGCAGAGAUUUGAUUGUGAUAUCGGGCGAUGGGGUGACUGUAACUUAUCAUGGUUAGAAUCUCAUGGAGAAAGAAGUAUAAUAAAUAAGCCACUCCUGCAAUCCUUCAUUGCUGGGUAACAUGUAGGAAACUGUAAUCUCAGUGAUUGUAGAAAUACUAGGGCAGGGUUGGGUCGGGUCGUUGCAGACUAACCCCAUUUCUAGAAGUAGAAUCCGCACAGAAUGUAACAUUAGGCUCUGAUAAAGUUCCAUUCAUGUAACUUGCACUCAAAGUUACUUACUUAGGUGCUAACUGUUCAUUUUUCUUAUCA